Messenger RNA from Bipolaris sorokiniana ND90Pr, 927 nucleotides. RefSeq lists its product as uncharacterized. Lineage: Eukaryota; Fungi; Ascomycota; Dothideomycetes; Pleosporales; Pleosporaceae. The record is from RefSeq and is a predicted model, not a curated record. The transcript has a single exon. Bases 138 to 542 code for a protein of 134 amino acids.
UGCAACCGUAGGUAGAGUACAAAACCGUUGUGUCUCUCUCCACCAAGGCUAUACGAUGGAUAUUGCUGACAACAUCGCCCGGUGCCCUUACCUCCAUAACACUAAGAGCACGCUAGUGCAUAUAACGCGCCAAUCCCAUGUCCGCAAAUAAGGACCCUCUCCAACCCCGCCUUAGGCAACUGGCUGCGAAAUUUGACUCCUGCCUGCACAACGCGCAGCUAUCGGACAUUGAACUACUUGAGCUCUAUCACUCCAUCAAUAUUCAUGAUAAAAUAGCAAAGGAGGCCGCAAUGCCAGAGCCCAACUUACGUCACCUAGUCGUACUCUGCAACAUGAACGAUGCGAUUACCCUCGGACAAUACCAGCUUUACCAGAAACGUGCACGUGCUCACGAUGUUACGAUGUACAGCGCAUCACUGCUGCAGGCGUCGUCAGACUAUGAGAAAGAGUGCCUGAAGGCUUCAGACAGGUUCUCCAUCGCGUCAAGACAGUGCGAUAAGUCCCUGCAAUCUCGGAUUCACAACAUCCACCUCAACUUUUAAGCCAAUGACAAAGUUGCCCACCAGACUAGGUCCUUGGAAUCGGAAUACAUCCGACUAUCGAAGUACUAAACAGCCAGGCGACCUUUGGCGGGGUGGUGCAGUACGACUCGGGCAAGGCGAUGCUAAGCGGGUUCGAGCAGACGGGGUCGCUAAACUCUCUGCCACAGAUGCUGUUCGCUAUAGUGGUUGGUAAACAGCUCGUAGCUACCGCAGGUAUUUCGGUGGUACGCGGCGUCGUCACCAGCUGCAGGAAGGACAGUCGAUCCGCUCCUGCCAAAGGGCUGCGCCGCAGGCGAUAGCUUGUAGAUAUAGCUAAAGAGAAGAGCGCUGUGUAUAGAUCUAAAUAACAUACUCUUACUAAGCAUAGCCACCAUCACAGCUCCAC